Prunus armeniaca (apricot) is the source of this 405-nucleotide messenger RNA. Lineage: Eukaryota; Viridiplantae; Streptophyta; Magnoliopsida; Rosales; Rosaceae. The record is from the annotation of a GenBank genome assembly.
AUGAUCUUUGACAUAAACCAUCCAAUUCUGCUAGACUUCUUAGAAGAAUUUGCUACGACUUUUAAUGGGAACAAAUGGGGUCACAAUGGACCUUACUUGGUCUCCAGAGUAAUUGCUAGACUAGAAGGGAGUGGAAGGUCACUGGAUUAUAACCUUACAAUAUUGCCUCCUGAGGCAUUCUAUCCAUUGGACUGGAUUAGGAUACACAGGAUCUUCAGGAAGCCUCAGAGGGAAUCGGAGUCAAAAGCGGUGGAAAUCACACUAAAUGAGCUAAUUACAAGGGAGACUUAUGCUGUGCACCUAUGGAACAAACAAAGUAGACAGGUGGCCAUUGGAGAGGGAAGCGUCAUGGCGAGAUUGAUCUCAGAGCACUGUGUCAUUUGCCAGGACCUAUAUGUUUCUUAA